This is a messenger RNA of Lottia gigantea (owl limpet), 852 nucleotides long. RefSeq lists its product as hypothetical. Gene Ontology annotation, biological process: autophagy; autophagosome organization; peptidyl-serine phosphorylation. Gene Ontology annotation, cellular component: cytoplasm; autophagosome. The record is from RefSeq and is a predicted model, not a curated record. NCBI's taxonomy places the organism in Eukaryota, Metazoa, Mollusca, Gastropoda, Lottiidae. The transcript has 7 exons. Bases 1 to 852 code for a protein of 283 amino acids. Gene Ontology annotation, molecular function: protein serine/threonine kinase activity; ATP binding.
AUGUCUUCCAGUUUAGACCAAAUACUCCAGAAGGACUUUAUCGAAACAGAUAGGGAGAAAACGGUUGGCAAUUAUAGAUUGUCAUCAAUUCUUACGUCUAGUCGCUUCUCUGAUGUGAGACUUGGUUUUCAUCUACACCAUGGACAUAAGGUAGCAGUGAAAUGCAUCAAGAAACUUGGAAAAUCAAGGUCCCAGAAACAAAUACUGUUAUUUAAGGCAGAAUACAAAUCUCUGAUAUCUUUAAAGCAUCGUAAUAUUGUAAAAAUGUAUGAAACCAUGGUUACAGCUGAUAAUAUGUACCUUGUUCUAGAAUAUAUUGACGGUAAAACAUUGUCCGCUUUAAUCAAAGAAAGGUGUGGUUUGGGUGAAGAUAUGUCUCGUUUCUUAAUGUAUCAGCUAGUGACUGCUGUGUCUUAUUGUCAUAGUAAUUAUAUUAUACAUAGAGACAUUAAACCUAGUAACAUUAUGGUGAACAGAGAACUUCACGUUACACUUAUAGAUUUUGGUUUAAGCUGUAAUGCAAAUCAGAAAGAAUGUAUGACUCAAUCUUGUGGAACACCUGUGUAUACAGCACCAGAAGUAUAUCUUGGUAUUCAGCAUAGUUUUCCAAGAGAUGUAUGGAGCAUAGGUGUUGUGUUGUAUGAAAUGGUCAGUGGAUGUCCACCAUUUUUUGACUUGACAACAAAACACAAGAAUGAUAUAAUAGAGAACAUUCACAGAAAGUUAUUUUUCCCAUCUCAUUUAACACAAGGGUGCCAAGAUUUAUUAACCAAAACGUUGACAAUAUGUAUAAAAGACAGAAUAUCUAUUGAUGACAUGUUAUUACAUUCGUGGUUCAAAGACGUUUCAUGA